ACCAGAGGAAAUUACCGGUAUGACGAGAACAAAACCGGAACAAAUUAUCAAUCCGACGAUAGGAAAACCGGAACCGGUCAUCAGUACGAUAGUAGGCAAACUUAUCAAACUGAUGAUAAGAAAAUCAGAACAAAUCAUCAAUCACCGUUCAAUGAUAGACAAGCUAGGGCGAACCACCAAGGUGGUGUCAGGCAAACCAGAACAAACCAACAAUCCGACGAUAGGCGAAUCAGGACAAAUCAACCCGACGAUGGAACGAAUAAUCAAUCUGAUAAUAUGAGAUCUAAAUUAAACCAUCAAUCCGAUGACAGGCAAAAAAGGACAAAUCAAUUCGAUGACAGGCAAACAAGAAAAAAUCAAUUCGAUGACCGACAAGCAAAAACAAAUCAAUACGAUGACAGGCCAACCGGAGAAAACCAUCGGCCCCAUGAGAAGCAAACCGAAAAUCGAGCCAGAGAUUUAAACAAGUUAACAUUUGACAAAGUUGGUCCGUCUCAUACGGCUAGUCCAAGUAGUUACGCAAUUGCAGCAAGAAAUGCUGGUCUACCAGAAAGAUCAAGUAGCCUUCCCGAACUCCCUAACUCAAGUAAUAGUAAUAUUAAUUAUAAGAGAUCUUCUAUGAAUGAGACCAGAUCGCCACUAAUGGACGACCAGAGUGGCAAUGAUCAACCCAGGAGAAAUUCUACCAAUGAUAAACCUUUAGAAAAUACCGGCACAGAUGGUGAUAAUGGUAGGAGCAACUAA
This is a messenger RNA of Acaulospora colombiana, 744 nucleotides long. The record is from the annotation of a GenBank genome assembly. Lineage: Eukaryota; Fungi; Glomeromycota; Glomeromycetes; Diversisporales; Acaulosporaceae.